Molecule: messenger RNA, 243 nt
Organism: Adineta ricciae
Lineage: Eukaryota; Metazoa; Rotifera; Eurotatoria; Adinetida; Adinetidae
Source: the annotation of a GenBank genome assembly
AUGCAAAAAUUUACACUCAUUGGUUUUGAUGCAAAAGGCGUUCUCGUCUGUGAUAAAAGUGGCUUAAUAUUAACCAGUAAAGAUGUUUCCAUCUCUCCUGGACCCGUGGCACGCCUUGCUGAACUAGCAACUUCUCUAUCAGGCCGACGAACAACUGUAUGUCUCGAACACAAUGAAAACCAAGUUCUUAUUCAUCAAACAGACAAAGCCAUUGUGGCCGUGUAUACAAAAAAUGCUACCUAA